Messenger RNA from Physcomitrium patens, 1179 nucleotides. RefSeq lists its product as uncharacterized. Gene Ontology annotation, cellular component: ribosome. Gene Ontology annotation, molecular function: structural constituent of ribosome; mRNA binding. NCBI's taxonomy places the organism in Eukaryota, Viridiplantae, Streptophyta, Bryopsida, Funariales, Funariaceae. Gene Ontology annotation, biological process: translation. The record is from RefSeq and is a predicted model, not a curated record.
UCCGGAGGAGAGCGCGAGCAGGCUUCAAGUGGAUAAUGCGACCUGACCCAUCGAUCUCUGCGACACCAGGCACCAGAUUGAGCUUUGUUUCUUCUCGCAGCUGCAGAGUCUGUGUAGAUUGCGAGGUGGGUUCCGCUGAGUUCCGUCAUUCCGCGUCUGCUCCAGCUCAAUUUGUAGGUGGGAGAGAGAGAAUGGCAGCUAUGGCGCAAGCAGCCGUGAGCACGCCCGCGAGCUUGGGCGCCGCGAACUACGUCGCCAGGACGAGAGAUUUCCAGUCUCCUGCUAGGGUGUGCUUCGGAGGAGUUGCUGCGAGAGUACCGGCCGUGCACCUGAAGCGGAGGUCGAUCGCUGUGAGCGCCGCGGUGGCGGAUGUGGAGAAGUUGGACAGGCUUGUCUCCGAGGUUGAGCUGCUGACUCUGGAAGAGGCAAGGCUUUUCACCGAUAAGCUCCAAGAGAGGCUCGGCGUGAGCGCUGCGUCAUUUGCACCUGCCGCUGGAGCUGCUGCUGGAGCGCCUGCCGAAGCCGCUCCUGUCGUGGAGGAGAAGACCGAGUUUGAUUUGGUUCUCGACGAAGUGCCAGCCUCCGCCAGAAUUGCUGUUAUUAAGGCUGUUCGGACCUUGACGGCUUUGGGGUUGAAGGAAGCGAAGGAUAUGAUCGAGGGCUUGCCUAAGAAGGUGAAGGAAGGAGUCAGCAAGGAGGAUGCUGAGGAGGCGCAGAAGGCAUUGGAAGCUGCCGGAGCCAAGUGCAGCGUCAAGUGAAGUGUUUGUGUUCAUAGGGUAGGUAGUUAAAUCUCCUCGAGGUUUUUCGAAGUUUUUCCUCUUGGUGUUGCGAAUCGCUCAGUCUUCGUUUUAUGCUAGGGGUCAAUACAUAAACCCUGGCCGUGGGAUUUGAGCAUACAGACGACGUCGCUUAAAUUUCUGGUAGAAGAUUACUUGUCGACGUUAAAAUGUCACUUUUUUUUUUUUUUUUUUUUUUUUUUUUUUCAUGUUUAUACUGCUGGAUCGUAGUGCCCGCAAAGGUGCUGUUGAACAGUUUUCCCCAUUGAUGUCUUCACUCAGUGUCCAGAUUCCCAACACAUUCGUAGCAUUUAAUUCUUGCUUUGAGUCUGUCGUGGAUAAUGACACAACUGAGAAUGUUUGAAUUUUGUGUUAAACGACGUUAUUCGCUGUUGUGCGUCGA